Betta splendens (Siamese fighting fish) is the source of this 1914-nucleotide messenger RNA. Its product is annotated as LIM and senescent cell antigen-like-containing domain protein 1. Gene Ontology annotation, biological process: cell-cell adhesion; cell-cell junction organization; positive regulation of integrin-mediated signaling pathway. The record is from RefSeq and is a predicted model, not a curated record. NCBI's taxonomy places the organism in Eukaryota, Metazoa, Chordata, Actinopteri, Anabantiformes, Osphronemidae. The transcript has 10 exons. Gene Ontology annotation, cellular component: cytoplasm; focal adhesion; cell-cell junction. Bases 156 to 1163 code for a protein of 335 amino acids.
CUGGACCCUCCCAGAGUGGGACUGACCAAGGCUGCCUGCUCCUUGUGCGCUGCGCUGGGGGGGGGGGCGUCACACAGCUGCUGUAUCCCCGACCCAAAGACACACAACACGAGUUCACGCAAAAUUUGUUGCACCACCUGUUGUAGUGAGCGGCGAUGCUGGGGGUGGCGGGAAUGACGGGCAGCAUUGCUAAUGCCCUGGCCAGUGCUGCCUGUGAACGGUGCAGGAGUGGCUUCACUCCAACUGAGAAGAUCGUGAACAGUAACGGAGAGCUGUACCACGAGCAGUGCUUCGUGUGUGCACAGUGUUUCCAGCAGUUUCCAGAGGGACUCUUCUAUGAGUUUGAAGGGAGGAAGUAUUGUGAACACGACUUUCAGAUGCUGUUUGCUCCCUGCUGUCACCAAUGUGGGGAGUUUAUUAUUGGUCGUGUCAUUAAGGCCAUGAACAAUAGUUGGCACCCUGACUGCUUCUGCUGUGACAUUUGCCAGGCUGUGCUUGCUGAUGUGGGGUUUGUCAAAAACGCUGGCAGGCACUUGUGUCGCCCCUGCCAUAACCGCGAGAAAGCCCGUGGCUUGGGCAAGUAUAUCUGCCAGAAGUGUCAUGCCAUCAUUGAAGAGCAGCCACUGAUCUUUAAGAAUGACCCAUAUCACCCAGAUCACUUCAACUGCAGCAACUGUGGGAAGGAAUUGACGGCUGAAGCCAGAGAACUAAAGGGAGAGCUCUUCUGUUUGCCCUGCCACGACAAGAUGGGUGUACCGAUCUGUGGUGCCUGCAGGAGACCCAUUGAGGGCCGUGUUGUCAAUGCCAUGGGCAAGCAGUGGCAUGUGGAGCAUUUUGUGUGUGCCAAGUGUGAGAAGCCUUUCCUUGGUCAUCGCCAUUAUGAGAGGAAAGGCUUGGCCUACUGCGAGACUCAUUAUAACCAGCUUUUUGGUGAUGUUUGUUAUCACUGCAACCGUGUAAUUGAAGGGGAUGUUGUGUCUGCUCUCAACAAGGCCUGGUGUGUCACUUGUUUUUCUUGCUCCACCUGCAACACAAAACUCACCCUAAAAAACAAGUUUGUUGAGUUUGAUAUGAAGCCUGUUUGUAAAAAGUGCUAUGAGAAGUUUCCUCUGGAGCUCAAGAAGAGGCUCAAGAAACUAGCUGAGUCGUUGGGACGCAAGUGAGCUUCUUCAGUCCAAACACCAUGGCAGUACUGUAUUAUUGCUAUUGAUGAUUGAAUAAAAAUAUCCAGAUAAAUUGGUGCAUUUCUGCCUGAGUGAUUACUGGCAUUAUCGUUAAAUCGUUAAAUGUAAGUGUGGGAUUUAAAAGUAAUAAUAAUACCACUGUCUUACCACUGAUUUAUAUUUAGUUUUUUUAGUGCAAGUGUUAUUUUUUAAUAGCAUUCCUAACUUGUCCUAAUUUGUUAUUUUUAAGCCAAGGAACACGAUGCCUGAGUUUAAUUUGACAUCAUCAGCAUAAUUUCCUUCUCUAAUCUUCUUUCUCAGAUUGUUUGGCUUUACUCUCAGUUACACUUGUGCCUUGAAUGCAUGGACUAUGUGUCAUAGAAUGUCACUGGCUAUUAAUGUAACUUACAAAUAUAUGAUUAAAAUCAUGUUUUAUUAUAUGUAUCUUAAUUAGAAAAAAGCAGUGCAUAUAUUAAAUAAUUGUUGCCAGGAUGAAGAAUAAAGAGCAACAUAUAUCAGGAAAAAACUGCAAUGUUCAUCUGCAAACCACUAAAUCAUUUGGACAUCUUUAUUCCAAUGGAUAACAAUUAUUUGUUUGAAGUAUGUUUAAGUUGCUUUAUAAUAUUUGGUCCCCUAGUCUGAUUUCUAUAAGUUUAUACAGUUGCAUGCAAACAUUGAUGAACUAGUCUUUUCUGUCUGAUUUUUUCCCUUAAAGACAAGGUAGAAUCCUAAUAAAGAAGUUUUUAUUAUA